Cuscuta epithymum is the source of this 754-nucleotide messenger RNA. The record is from the annotation of a GenBank genome assembly. Lineage: Eukaryota; Viridiplantae; Streptophyta; Magnoliopsida; Solanales; Convolvulaceae.
CACAAUAACAGAUCCUUGAGCGAUCCAACUCAGAGGACGGUGAUUCACUACUUCAAGUAAUUCAUUGAAUAAGAGUGCAUAGAUGAUAGGAACCCCGGUACAUUUCAAAUCAAUCUUAAUAGGGAUUUUACUACGGUUGAAGAGGGCAGAAAAAUAAAAGAGAGCUGGAAGGAGAGACAAGCUAAGGCAGUCUGGCAGGCUGUUGGAAUUGGAUGAACUAUUUUCCAUCCUGCAAAAAGUUUCAACUAAUAUCCUGUAUGGGAGAAUACAAUUUUAUCCAAGAAAUAAGAAAAGCCAGCAGCAAUAUAUUGGAAGCUGAAGAAAUAGUGGCCAUGAAACAGAUGAAGCUGGGUUGCAUUCCACAUAUCCCUUGGACAAUAGGAAACAUUCUUGAUUGUGUUAGCCAAACAUGCCACAACACAAUUGCUGGAACCAGAUCAAGAGCUGAUAAAUACAGUCGCAAUUUGCAGCCUAAAAAACAUCGCAAGGUUACUAACACACCGGAAGAUGAUCAAGUGGAUUAUGAGUCUUCAAAGUCUGCCCCACCCAUUCAUAAUAAUCCCUGAAUUUCGCUAUUAAUUUCUACAUCACAAUUACAUAUUCCUAUUUUUCCAAUAUCCAUUGAUAAAAUAAAGGACAACUUUUUUGGGACCUUAGCUUGUUUUUUUUUUUUCAGAGGACCUAAGUUCAUGAACUAUUUUGGAAUUUGGACUGAUCAUUUAUAUUAGGAGUAUUUUUUAUUUUCGACUGAUCA